Paraglomus brasilianum is the source of this 2139-nucleotide messenger RNA. The record is from the annotation of a GenBank genome assembly. Lineage: Eukaryota; Fungi; Glomeromycota; Glomeromycetes; Paraglomerales; Paraglomeraceae.
AUGGCUGAGGAGGAGUCUACAUUUGAAACGUCUCCUUUAAUGAUACGGCUUGAGCAAGAGCGUCUUAACCUGGGGAAUGUACGUCCGGUUGAAUUAACUGGAGGACAGAUCAAAACUGGUUAUGAAAUGAGUGAAAGAUGCUGGUACGCGUUAAAGUUUAUCUGUCAAAUGGCAUACGAUGAAGAUGCUGGCGUUUCACGCGAAGUUCUCUGUUAUUUAUCGUUAUCUGGAAUACUCGAAACAGACUUGAUACCAAUAUUUUUAAAAGUCAGAAACAUUGUGUGCGAAAGCGAGAUACGGAUGGUUUUGGCAUGUGUCGGUUUAUUCGAUCGAAUGACUGAUACAGUAUGGUUGACGGAUCGUCGGAAAGAUUGCGAACAUUUGACAGAUGAGUCUAAGCGCCGAAAGGUUUUUAGCGAACUGUUAAAGUUGCAGAAAGCUAUGAUAAGAUACAAAAGUAUCUUUGCUAAUAAUAAAGACUUUAUUAAUGCUCUGGAGGAAGUGGUUGACAUAUUGCUCAGAGGAGAUACGAGAUCAGUCGAAGAGGAACGUAUUGUAAGACAUGGCAUGCUUUUAUUUCGUAAUUUACUUGCUAUUAAGGAUAAUGAAGAUAUUAUAGCGGCUGGCAGAGUACAGAGUGAGCUCAUUCAUUCCUACUACGAACACAACGUGUUCUUAUUAAUAUCUGCCAUGGCAGCAUCAUCAAAUAUCAAUGGAUUGUUAAAAAUGACUAUACUUGAAAUACUUUACUACAUUUACUCAGUCGCUGAACCUGAGGAGCUAAUCGAAGAGCCUACAGAUCGUGCUGUUAUGGGGAACUCGUUGAGCGAAGAAAUGCCUAUUUCUAACAAAAUGAAAUCUACAAAAAAAUGGCCCGUGCAAUUUCUCCUGAAAACAAACGAUGGAAGAACCUACCCUGCAUUUACGAGAAAAGCUUUGAAUAACCCAUCUGUAAAGAUUUUGGAUUAUAGUAAGAAAAAGAGAUGGGAGCGACGUGGAUUCCUGGACGAUUUAGAUCAGAGGAAAAUGCUUGAUCUCAGUCCAUCGGCAAAACAGGCCUUACGUAAACUUGGCGAAGCAAUCUUGAAUAUGGCUUUUCAUCACAUCAAGCAUGACAUUGAAUAUGAAAGACCCUAUAUGAAAAACGUACACGUUUUUUAUGCAAUGUAUGUUUCAGGAUUUUUUCUUGGAUUUCAACGUUUUAUGCUGGAAAAUGACAGUUCAUUGUUUGAGGAUGGACCGCACAUUGGGAAACCAAAGUGGGAUAUUGGUCACGUUGCUUUUAUUCUUAACCAAGACGGACUCCAGCUUAUGUUAAGAAAGCUUAGGGAAGUUCAUCUUGACAAGAAAUGGGUUGAAGUGCACAUAGGCCUGCAUUAUUUGAAGCAAAUGUUGCUAUCCUUGAGGUCAAUGUCAAAAUCCAGCUUCGAGUUUUAUCCCAUGAUUGCGAGACAAAGAAUAGCUUUUCUAAGUGAUGAACAAGCAAAUUUAGAUUUGGUAGUUGAUCUCAUAAAAAAUUAUAAAGAGCAAUCGUUCGGAUUUUUGAAGCUUCUUGUUGAAGUCAUUCAUUUACUCGUCAAUAUACUUGAAGAAUUCACCGAAACAGGAAGACGCCUGUAUACUAAACAAAAGAUGCGUAAGAAAAAGAAAAGGAACAAAGGAAAGAAGAAGGCUACUGAGAACGAUGAUGAGAACAGAAUUGAUGAUGAAAUCGAAGAAGAACAAGAGGGAGAGCGAGACGAUUCUUCGUUACGUGAACAGUCAUAUGCUCAUAUGCCCUUCGAAUUGCUUCAAUUCCAAAUGAUGUUUGCCAACGAGGCUGUUGUAAAGAACUAUCUCAAAUACCUUGAACAUUAUCAUGAGUUAGAUGCACAAGAGAUUUUGCACGCUGCAUCAGUGAUAGAUUGCAUAAUCAAUAAAUGCCAUCAAGGUGGACUGUUUUUUAGACCCUCAACAUUUGAGCUCUUUGAACGAAUAAUGUCUGAACCACUUAAACAAGUUCAGGCACUGAAGCCACUCAUAACACAGAUAAUGCGACUGUUUGUACAAAAGGCUGACGAUGACCCAUUAAGUCUGGUGGAGGCACUCUUUCCAAAACGCAAAGCGGAUGCACAUGUAUACGUGCAACCGGAUGAAUAA